Prorocentrum cordatum is the source of this 5394-nucleotide messenger RNA. The record is from the annotation of a GenBank genome assembly. NCBI's taxonomy places the organism in Eukaryota, Dinophyceae, Prorocentrales, Prorocentraceae.
AUGGCGGACUUGCAGAUGGUUGGCCAGUUCUCUACUCUGUCGGAUCUGGGGCGCAUGCUCCGGGAGAAGCUCAUAUCCGCGGACGCUUUCAAGGAGUUCGUCAGCUACAGUCGCUGCGCGUCGUACCCGUCGGUGGAGCAGUUCGAAGCUGAGAGGGAGGAUGUGGAAGCUGCUUGGCCAGCGUUUGCGGGAGACAUGGCAUUGAGUCGUCUGCCAGCGUUUUUUUGGAAGGCUCGAGGUGCGGAUGCUGGCGCUGCAGAGUGGGCAGACGAGUACGAGAAGCGAUUGCAGCACUGCCUGUCCCGCAUGAACCAUCACGUGCACCCCAAGUGCGAGCGGACGGGUGAGAGGCGGCCGCUGCGGUCGUGUAUGCCUAAAGGUAAGAGCGGGUGCAAGGCCGAUUUUCCGCUGGAGAACCAGAUGUGCAGGCAGCCGGUGCUUGUGUGUCGCUGCGUGGCCGUUUCCCGAUGCAUGCCAAUGACAGGGCCGCGGAGCGCUUUAGGGACAGUGUUGUCUGCCCGGAAUAGUGAAUGGUUGAACGCGGGCCCACGAGCGCUCAUUGCAUUUGCUGGGAGCAACGCCGAUGUGAAGUUCCCGCAUCGCUUGCCUAUUCUCCCCGAGUCCCACGAGGUAUUGGUGUUCGACGCGAGGAGACACACAUGCUACGGGGGGGGGGACCUGGCAGCCCAGGCGAACGAUCUGCAAGCGGCCAUGGCGUUGGCGGCAGGCUACUUUGGCGGGUACUCGUCGAAGAUGCAGGACAUUGGGCAGAAGGAGAUUCAGAGGCUGAGCGCGACGUUGGAGAGAAAGGUGGCCUCCGAUGGAGCCCGCUCAACGAACCGAACGGCGGCGCAGGAGUUCCAGCACUAUUCUCGGCGCCUCGUCCGGGAUUUGGAGUGCAAGGGCAUUGUGCGAACUUCUCUGGAGUCCUGCCUGUUGUCGCUGCACGCGGACCACCCAGACGCGCUGAUGGCGGAGUGCAUUCGGACGUUCCCCACGGUGCGGUUUCCAGCCGUGGACCUGCUGAAGCGCGAGGAGAUCGAAACGGGGAAAGUAGUAGGCAGAGCAGUCGCGUCGGGCAUGCGGCCGGGAGGGGGGAACUUGAACUUCAUGUACACGGAGGCUCCGUUUGCGCUAAUGUACGGGUUUCGGGGCACGUCUCACAAUGUGGAUGUAUUGAGCCCGUACGAGAUGUUAUUGCACUGGUCCAUGGAAAAGAUCCACCCCCCUCUGGGCCAGCAAGAGGUGUAUCGAGCAGUGAUGACAGAUGCGGGGCGUCGGUUUGCGAAAGAGUGCCGGGACGGAGGGAUCCGGUGCAACUACAAGAGCGGGGACCACUUCGUGGCGGUGGAGGCGCCCGGGAGGAUCUUGCUGCCAGAUGUCCCAGAGCUGCGGGGGCUUCGGCACGCGUGGUGUUGGGAGCGGAGGCACCGUCUGCACCUGCCCACGUGGACGUUUGCCCCGACGCCUGGCACUUCGCUCUCGCAGGAGGAGAACGCGCGUCGGCUGAGCGUGUACAUGCGCCCGUGGUGCUUGACAGAAGUGGACGCGAAAUGGUGGAACCCAAUACUGUCUGAUCUUGGGAAGUGCAUCGCCGUCGACGGGGAGGACGUCCCGGCGUGGCUGGACAUGCUGAACAGGCAAGGAAGUACGGAGGCAGCAGAGACGCCACGGGGAGAGUGCACGGGGUCGGAUGUUGCAGUGAAACGUCGCCGGUUUACAACGAAGGGGCCCCCUGCGGAGGUCGUGGAGUCGGAGACGUACUAUUCGUAUCGAUCCUCGUGGGAGAAGUACUUGGACGGGUACGUCGUGUCGAAGACGAGCCAGCGGUACAUCGUGAACUUGUUGGCCGCAGCGUGCACAGUCGCCAGGGAGGAGCACAUCGACUCGUCUGACGGGAGUUCCGAGGAGGCGUGGAAGAACGAGGACACGCGGGCAGGGUCGAUGGAUGUUGUGCACAAGGCGCUGAAUGGGAUGGCGCGGUUGGAUGCGACCGAACAGUCGACGGGUUUCGGCCGCCACGCAGACAUCAUCAACAUGGGCCGGGCGCUCUGGCAGACGCCACCUCUGGGAGAACGCGUCGCGCAGCGCAUCGUGGAGGUGGAGUUUGACAGCCGCGGGUAUCCUGCUAGCGAAGAGCUGCGGAAGGCGUUCGCGAAGAAGAAGAGCAUGGUGGAAGACAGACCAGCUCCGUACCGCGGAGUGACGAUGCCGUUCGCGAGUCUGUCCGUCGUGGACUACGGGCGCAGGAUGGACGAGUGGCUCGCGCAGCUGCAGAGGGAGGGCAUGGCGCCGGAGCCAGAGGACGUAGCCGUCAUCGAGGAGGUCAUGCGGCGGGUGCGGGUGGAGUUUGAACUCGAGAAAGAAGGGUGCGAGUUGCCGAAGGGGCACGCCGAUCGGGAAGUAGGCAUGGUGGCGGACACUCUGCUGGGCGCGUUGGACAAGCACCUGUCGGACGCGGCGCAGGUGAACCGGUAUCGCAGGCGUUCGGACAAGACCUACAGGCCAUUCGGCGGGUACAACGUUCUUGCCUUUGGGGACUUCUACCAAAUCCCGCCGAUCCCUGCUUCUGCCGCAGUGUUCUUGCCGCCGAAGGAUGGGAAGACAUCGCAGGAAAAAGCAGCUCUGGAGUUGUUCUGGAGCAGCGAUCCGCGCGUCGGUCUGACGCACUUCUGGGAGCUGGUGAUUCAGAAGAGAGUGACGGCGGAUCCGUGGUACAAUUCGGUGUUGCAAGAGGCGCGGGAGGGGCGCAUGUCGGAGGAGUCGUAUCAUUUCCUGAUGGGCAUGCCGACGGCGCACGCGGGGUGCUGGCCGUUUGCGGCCGGAUGCACGUGCCAGGAAGGCAGGUGCAAGACGCUGGACGCGGUGUGGGCGGACAUGAAGCUUCGCGGGGCGACCUGGCAAGCCAUGCGGGAGCUGGAGUGCGCAGAGUGCCAGUCUGAGCGUGAGAGGAGGAACCGGCUGGUGCUGCCGGAGGACCAGCGCGUAGUGCAGGAGCCCUUCGUGUCAGCACCGUACAUGCACAAGAACAACGACCCGAAGUACCACGCUAUGCUGCUGAGGGCGGCAGAGUUCGCGAAGGCCCACGAGCUGCAUACCCUAUGGUUCACCGCUCAGGAUAAGCCGGACAACCCAGCGCAGAUUGCGAAGACACCGGGGAAGCUCAAGCAGGGUCUGGAGAAGUUGCUCAUGCUCCACGAUCAGAAAACGGCGGGGAUUCCAGGCGUUAACAUUCUGUAUGUGGGUAUGAAGGGCCGGACGACCGAAAAAGUGUGCAAGGCGAAGGACAUUGUGAUUCUCAAGCACAUGUCUUGCGAGUUGGUCGGGUGGGAGCUCCACCCCGCCGAUCGCGUUCGAGUGGCGGGGUCGGAGAGGUUCCUGAAUUACUUGCCCCGUUGCCUGUACCUCCGCGUGGACGGCGCGACAUGGAACGGUGCGCAGUGGCCGACGGAGCGCCGAGCCGGCGCGUGCGGAAAUUCAGCGUCGGGGGCGAAGAUACGGCGCACGGGUUUCACGUGGAUCCCGGACUUCGCCAGCACGGCGUUCAUGAUGCAGGGGGCGACCUUGACGGCCGGGCUCGCCGACUGUGGAGACGUCCUGGAUCUGGUCGGCUCCUCCGAGGCGAUGACCGCGUACGUUAUUCUCUCGCGGCUGACGUCGGCAGAGGGUUUGCUAUUGCUGCGCGCUUUCGCACCUGAGCUUUUCCGACAAGGCGCCGCGGCGGGGCCCCACUGCUUGUUGAAGUUGCUGCGCGCGCGGCAUGGGCCAGACGCAGCGACUGCAGGAGGGCCUGCAGGAGAGGCUCAGGAGUACGGCAGAGCUGAGGCGACGGAGGAGUAUGCCACGAUGGUGGCUGCGCAGGAGGCUGGCAGGGAGCGGAGGAAGCAACGAGGUCCAACGUGGGCUUGCUGGUGCUGUCGCCUGGCGUUUCCAGCGGAGGGUUUCGGAGCAAAGCCGCGGCAUCGGGGAGACGUCGGGGAGAAGUGUCUGGGUUCGGGGCAUUGGCGCGAGUGCAAGGCGUGCGCGGACGCGUUGUGUAGCGAACGGGCAAAGGAUGCGGCGGCGACCUUCCUGCAGAAACAGUGCAUUUCGUGUCAGCAUCUACAGAUUAUAGCGCUGUUCGAGGAAGGGAGUGACGAGUGCAACGCGUGCGUGCUUGCCGGCAGCUACGAGGUGUACGUCUGCGCCAAGUGCGGGGAGUACGUGUCAGGCGUGCACGCGUUCAGGAUGCCAGGGGCAGAAGUGGCGCAUUGCUGUUCCAAGUGUUGCAAAGACCAGUGCGUCUUCGAAUGCACUGUGUGCGGCACGGAGAAGCCAGUGAUCAGUUUCCGAGGCCAGCCUCGCCAAGUUCGCAGACAGGCCAUCCGUCGGUGCGCGGAGUGCGAAGUGUGCGUCGUCUGCAAGGAAAGGGUCGAGGAUUACAGGAAAUUCGUUUGCAAUGGGCGGGUGUGCGCGAUGUGCGCACCUGUGAAGUGCGAGGUGUGCGAGAGGACGCUGGCGAAGGACAGCUUUCCGCGGUGCGGGCGGACGCAACAGAGGGGUGCUGAGCGGCAUGUCCGGCGGUGCCUGGAAUGCCACGAGUGUCCCGAGUGCAGGCAGGUGCUGGACAAGCAGUGCUUCUCGAAGGCCGAGAAGGUUUGCAGAGAGUGUAGCGCGCGUCUAACGUGCGAGGUGUGCGAGAGGAUGCUGCCGAAGGACUCCUUUCCGAAUGGCGGGCGGCAGCGGCAGCGGGGAGAUGAACGGCCUGUGAGGAGGUGCUUGGAAUGCCACAAGUGUUCAGAAUGCAAGCAGGUCUUAGACAGGAAGUGCUUCACGAAGGCCGAGAAGGCGUGCAUGCAGUGCGGCGCGGCAGCAGAGAAGUGCGAGGUGUGCGAGAGGAUGCUGCCGAAGGUCUCCUUUCCGGAUGGCGGGCGGCAGCGGCAGCGGGGAGCUGAACGGCCUGUGAGGAGGUGCUUGGAAUGCCACAAGUGUUCAGAAUGCGAGCAGGUCUUAGACAGGCAGUGCUUCACGAAGGCCGAGAAGGCGUGCAUACAGUGCGGCGCGGCAGCAAAGAAGUGCGAGGUGUGCGAGAGGAUGCUGCCGAAGGUCUCCUUUCCGGAUGGCGGGCGGCAGCGGCAGCGGGGAGCUGAACGGCCUGUGAGGAGGUGCUUGGAAUGCCACAAGUGUUCAGAAUGCGAGCAGGUCUUAGACAGGCAGUGCUUCACGAAGGCCGAGAAGGCGUGCAGACAGUGCGGAGCGCUGGCGACUUGCCCGUCGUGUGGGGCGACGAAGAGCCCGACAGAGUUCGACGCGGAGGUGUUGCGGCAUGCGCGGAGACACGGCCGGGGCGCAGUAUGCCGAGCCUGCAAGAGCUCCACGGGGCCCGCUGCGCGGAAGAAGGUGAAAGCAAUGUAA